Messenger RNA from Bursaphelenchus okinawaensis, 2373 nucleotides. NCBI's taxonomy places the organism in Eukaryota, Metazoa, Nematoda, Chromadorea, Rhabditida, Aphelenchoididae. The record is from the annotation of a GenBank genome assembly.
AUGGUCUUAAUUGCUCGUCUGUUAGUCCUGUUUAAUGUCAUUUUGGCCGACAACUUUAUCCAGCAAAGUGAGUCAUCAAGCUUUUACUAUGUGAAUACAAACUGGUGUUUACAGUAGUUAUUGCACUAAUACCUACCGUACCUUUAUAAGCGUUUAGUAGUUUAUUGAGUUAUGUAAUUGUAUAAUUCACUUAACUACCGUAAAAUCACAUGUUUUAUUCCUGUAAAAUAAUACUUUUAGGAAUAAAGUGUUAUGGAGGUAACACGCCUGAUGGUACCGGCUGCUGGAUAGUACCAAACGAGUGUUACACGACCGAUCAGACAUGUUUGAGUGCUGUGAACUGGGUGGUAGAUGCUUCUACAAUACAAUUCUCUUUCUUGGUCUACAACUUUGACCUGACCAAGUAUUUGAGUACGUACGGAGCGUACUAUGUUGCUCUAGGGCUGUCGCUGGACCAAAAGAUGGGCAGUGAUACGGUAUUUGUUUGUGUGACAAACUCUAUGGGUAAUAGUACAGUAUAUCUCGGUUGGAAUGAUGGUACUCACAACUACCGAUUGUACAGGGUAAGGUUGUUUUACUACGUAUUUCUUAGAAUGUUUUACAAAUUAUUUUUGUUUUACUGUAACUUAGGUAAUGUGUGGUUCUAAUUAUAGGAGACAGAGUUGUUACUAUCGAAUACGGCAGCUUCUGUAGGUGACAAGAUAACGUGCCAAUGGAGUUGGAAUGUAGAAGCGUACGAUCAACUGUCGUCUGACUCUCAGAAUAAGGUCUUUGACCUCAGCGAUCCUGAUCUCGAGUUUUACUUUCUGUUGGCUCGAGGACCUGCUGAUCCUUACAGUAAGUUUAUUGUAUUUACUUUAAUUUUUUAAUAUAUUGUACUUUUGUAACUUGUUAUGACACAGCAAAUUUGUGUUUUAUAAUAUAUCCUACUUUAUCAAGGUAUUUUGUAUCAUUUUCAAAGUUACAUCACUCAUGUUUCAGCGUUCGACAUCAAAAUGCACGCCAUAUCUCCAGGAAAUCUUUAUCCGUUUAUGAGCACGGAGACUACGACCUUCUGUAACCCAUCGUGCAACGACAGAAGCUACGAUUGGCUGACGGACUUCACUCAAGACAACGACAUGUCUCAGUUGACGAAGCAGAAGAUGAUCACGACACACGUUAUUCUGAUGCUGAUCCUACUGUUUGUUGUACUGCCGACGAGUAUCAUGAUAGCACGGUUUGGGAAGGAUUACCUGGCCAGGUGCUGUCACAGUUUUGUAUGGUUUCAGAUGCACAGGAUUCUGAAUACUUUUGGGUUUGUGUUGUUUGUUGUAGCCAUCUUCCUGAUCUUCUACCAGUCCGACAGAAAUCUCUUUCAAUGCACUCUGACAUGUGCUACAGAUGUAAGUAAAACGAGUUUCUCUGGGGUAGAGGCAGUGUAAAUGUAAAGAAAGUUCCUUUUAUAUGGCAAGUUUUGAUACCGUAGUAUUGUGUACUGUAAAAACAUUAUUUCAUUCACUUUUUGAAGUAUUAUUUUUCAGACGUUAAUUAUUUCAACAAAAAACAUGAAUAUGAUAUAAAAAUAUGUUUUAGGCUUACAAUCAGCAGCUACACACUAUUAUGGGCACAAUAAUGGGUUCUUUGGUCGUAUGUCAGAUCUUUGGCGGCUACUGUAGGCCUUCAGUGUCGGCCGUCUCACGGAAAGCCUGGAAUCUGCUGCACACUUUUACUGGUUAUAUCAUUUACAUUGGCUUUUGUAGGUUUGAUUAUACGUUUUGUGCUUUCGUUCAUUAUAUAACAAUUGUACUUAUGUCAGGGUAGUUUUCAUUCUAAGCAUGAAAUGGUACUUGAACUACAUAUAACUUUAUCUUCAAGAUUAUUUAAUAGCCAAGCAAAAUAUAUAUUUUAGGUGUGAAUGCCUUGGUUGGCGUUCAGCUACAGAAGAUCAGCUUGACCGAGUUGUACGGUAGACUGCCAGUGUACAUCUUGAUUGUAGGUAUAGGUGUGACCAUCCUCGUCUUUAUAUGUUGCGAAUGGAUCGUCCACUCGGAGAAGUUCAUAGCUCGAGAUCCGGACAGAAUCGAGCGGUUCUACAACCCGGCUGACGAUACGAUGGACGAGAUACCACAACAGGUAUGUAUGCUUAUUCUUGAAGACUUUACGUAUGAAUUCUUUUAAAUCAUAAAGUGUAUAUUUGUGGUAAUGGGCAUGUUGGGUAUAAAUUAACAUACAUAUGUACAAUAUUAUACCUUCUUACCGUAUUUUUGUUUGCAGAACGUUUCAAAAGCACCGAUCAUAUUGAUCUUGUUCAACUUGAUUACAGGCCUAAUGGUAGCCUUGUCUCUUACUAUCAUGGUGGUUAAAGCAUCAAGACUACGUGGCUUUAAACUGUAA